AUGGGCUGCAAGGGGUCGAAGCACGCGCUGCAUGGGGGCUGCAGUGGGCUGCCGGCGGCGCGACCGCCGGAGCCGCAUCAGCAAAGGCGCUCAUCGGGCCGCCUGCAGGCGCCGCCGCGGCACUCCGUCGCGCUGCGGUCGUCCACGCUCGGGACGCUCAGCCUCGACCGCGCCGCGGCGGCCGUCGCGGCAGCGGGCGUCCUUUCUUUCGACGCUGCCGCAGGAGGAGGAGGAGGACGAGGCGGCGGGGACGACGACGACGAGGGGAUGAUGAAGGCCGGCAACGACGUCGUCGAUGGCGGCGCAGGGACGAUGACGAAGCUGCUGCUGGGGCCGCCGUCGCGGUCGUUCGGCGGGUGUUGGUUCCCGACGGCGCCACCGCCCGUGGCGGCGGCGGCGCCGCAGCCGAAGCGGCAGAAGCGGGUGGUGGUGGCGGGGGCGUCGAGGGUCGUCGCCGCGCCGCCGCGGACGCCGAACAAGACGCCGGUGCGCGACCCCGAGGAGAUCAACGUGUGGGAGCUCAUGAAGGGGCUCGACGACGACGAGGAGGAUGAUGAUGAAGAGACGGACGACGGCUGCGUCGUCCACGGCGCCCGCGGUGAGCGGAAUAAGGCGCGGUCGGCGUCCGGGUCCCCCCCGAUGUUCGACCCGGAACUCCUGGACGCGUUCCGGAAGGCGCUCGACGACCUGGCGACAACACCUGACUCGCCUCUUCCUGAUGAUUUCGUCAAACGCGACGGAGGCGGCGGUGACGUCGAGAAGCGCGCCGAAAUUCAGACGUUCCCGGGCACCGUACGGGCACGGGUCGACGUGUUCCAGGAAAAGAUCAACGCCAAGACGAAGCUAGCAGCCAAGAAGGCCUCGCCGCCGCCGCCGCCGGAGAGCGCGGGCCGGGUCGUCGUGUACCUCACGAGCCUCCGCGGGAUCCGGCAGACGUACGAGGACUGCUGGUCCACGAGCGCGAUCCUGCGCGGCUACGGCGUGCGCGUGGACGAGCGCGACCUGUCCAUGCACGCGGGGUUCAAAGACGAGCUCCGCGCCGCGCUCGGCGAUGACGGAGGCCGCCGCCUGCCGCAGGUGUUCGCGGACGGCCGGCACCUGGGCGGUGCCGAGGAGGUCCGCAGCCUGCACGAGGCCGGGGAGCUGGCGUCGGCCCUCGCUGCCUGCGACGCGCCGUGCGCCACCAAGGGAGGCGCCGGCGCGCAGGACUACGCCUGUGCUGGCUGCGGCGGAUUGCGGUUCGUGCCGUGCGACGGGUGCUCUGGCAGCUGCAAGGUGUUCGUGGAGGACGAGGAUGGCUCCGGUGGCGGAGGAGCGUUCAGGCGGUGCCCGAGGUGCAACGAGAACGGGCUAGUGAAAUGCCCCGUUUGCUAG
Miscanthus lutarioriparius is the source of this 1374-nucleotide messenger RNA. The record is from the annotation of a GenBank genome assembly. Lineage: Eukaryota; Viridiplantae; Streptophyta; Magnoliopsida; Poales; Poaceae.